UCCGGAGCGGGUAGUAGCGGCUUUGGCAGUGGCAGUGGACUCGCUGCAGUUUGCCCAAGCCAUGCCGGCGGCGCGCGUGGAGUACAUCGCGCCCUGGUGGGUCGUGUGGCUGCACAGCGUCCCGCACCUCGGCCUGCGCCUGCAGCGGGUGGACAGCACCUUCAGCCCCGGCAACGAGACUUACCAGGAGUCGCUGCUCUUCCUGGGGGUGUUGGCUGCCAUUGGCCUGGGCCUGAACCUCAUCUUCCUCGCCGUUUACCUGGUGUGCACAUGCUGCUGCCGGCGGGACCACACGGUGCAGAGCAAGCAGCCCAACUCAUGCUGCGUCACCUGGACAGCGGUGGUGGCUGGGCUCCUCUGCUGUGCUGCGGUGGGUGUUGGUUUCUAUGGAAACAGCGAGACCAACGAUGGGGUGCACCAGCUACUCUACUCCCUGGACAAUGCGAACCACACCUUCUCUGGAAUUGAUGAGCUGGUAUCCGGAAACACCCAGAAGAUGAAGGUAGACUUAGAGCAGCACCUGGCCCGGCUCAGCGAGAUCUUGGCUGCUAGGGGUGACUACAUCCAGACCCUGAAGUUGAUGCAGCAGAUGGCAGGCAACGUUGUCAAGCAGCUCUCGGGGCUGCCCAUGUGGAGGGAGGUCACCACGCAGCUGACUGAGCUGUCCCACCAGACUGCCUAUAUAGAACACUACAGGUGGCUCUCCUACCUCCUACUUUUUAUCCUGGACCUGGUCAUCUGCCUUGUCACCUGCCUGGGACUGGCCAGGCGCUCCAAGUGUCUCCUAGCUUCCAUGCUGUGCUGUGGAGUACUGGCCCUGAUCCUCAGCUGGGCUUCUCUGGCUGCUGCCACCGCUGCAGCAGUGGGCACCAGUGACUUCUGCAUGGCUCCUGACGUCUACAUCCUGAACAACACACAGAGCCAAGUUGGCUCAGAGGUGACCCGCUACUACCUGCACUGCAGUCAGAGCCUGAGCAGCCCCUUCCAGCAGUUAUUGACCAUCUUCCAGCGCUCACUGACCACCAUGCAGAUGCAAGUUGUAGGCCUGCUGCAGUUUGCCGUGCCCCUCUUCCCUACAGCAGAGAAAGACCUCCUUGGCAUCCAGCUUCUGCUAAACUCCUCUGAGACCAGCCUGCACCAGUUAACUGCCAUGCUGGAUUGCCGGGGACUGCACAAGGACUACCUGGACGCCCUCACUGGCAUCUGCUAUGACGGCAUUGAAGGCCUGCUCUUCCUAGGUCUCUUCUCCCUCCUGGCUGCCCUGGCUUUCUCUACCCUGACUUGUGCAGGGCCUCGGGCCUGGAAACACUUCAUCAACAGGGACAGAGACUACGAUGACAUCGAUGAUGAUGACCCUUUCAACCCCCAAGCUCGACGCAUCGCAGCCCACAACCCAACAAGGGGGCAACUGCACAGUUUCUGCAGCUACAGCAGCGGCCUCGGCAGCCAAUGCAGCCUUCAGCCUCCGGCCCAGACCAUCUCCAAUGCCCCUGUCUCCGAGUACAUGAACCAGGCCAUACUCUUUGGUGGGAACCCACGAUACGAGAAUGUGCCACUCAUCGGGAGAGGUUCCCCUCCACCCACAUACUCUCCCAGCAUGAGGGCCACCUAUAUGUCCGUGGCAGAUGAGCACCUGAGACACUACGAGUUCCCAUCCUAGGUACCUGCCUCCUCCUGCCAGCUUGGUUUUCAGCGGAUGCAGAGCCCAGCUGUGUUGUCUGUAAUAGAAACAGAAGAAACCUCGACACGAGCAGGCUCCUGUGGCUGCAGAGACACAGCUGGGACUCCUGACCAAAGCCUCAGGUG
Messenger RNA from Acomys russatus (golden spiny mouse), 1806 nucleotides. It is a transcript of the gene Ttyh2, whose product is annotated as tweety family member 2. Bases 62 to 1660 code for a protein of 532 amino acids. The record is from RefSeq and is a predicted model, not a curated record. The transcript has 14 exons. Gene Ontology annotation, cellular component: plasma membrane. Gene Ontology annotation, molecular function: volume-sensitive chloride channel activity; intracellularly calcium-gated chloride channel activity. NCBI's taxonomy places the organism in Eukaryota, Metazoa, Chordata, Mammalia, Rodentia, Muridae.